AAAAAAAAAAGUCGCUAGGAAAUUAUUGUUGUUAACUUCGAAUCUAAGGAAACUCCAUCUAAGGACCCUUCCUCUUUCUAUCUAAACCCUCCUCUUUUUUUCUUCGUUUAAGGGUUUCCUUUCUAUCGUCUCAUAAUUUGAAAAAUCUGUCUGGACUUGUUGAAUUUAAUACCAAAAUACAAUGGGUGAGAGUGGUAAGCGUUAUCGAGGUCAAAGAGAUAAUGAUGGGGAUAGUAGGAAUCAGAAGAGAAGAUUGAAUGAUAGAGAUGAUAAAAGCAAUAAUGAACUUGUUGUUUAUAGAAUACUUUGCCCUGAUGAGGUGAUUGGGAGUGUGAUUGGUAAAGGUGGUAAAGUCAUAAAUUUGAUUAGGCAAGAGACGAGGGCAAAGGUUAAGGUGGUUGAUCCAUACCCUGGUUCUAAGUAUAGGGUUAUUACGAUAUAUUGUUUUGUUAAGGAGAAGGAAGAAAUUGAGGUAGAGGAUGAAUUCUAUAACAAAGGGCCGUUAUGUGCUUCUCAAGAUGCUCUGCUUCGAGUUCACACUGUGAUUGCAAAUGCCAUUGCUGCCAUGGGGGAUUCUGAAAAGAAACGGACAGAUAAAUACAGGGAGGAAUGCCAAAUUCUUGUCCCAUCUAGCCAAUCUUCUAACAUCAUUGGGAAGGCGGGUUCAACUAUUAAGAAACUGAGGGGCAAGACUCAGGCCAGCAUUAAAGUUACUGCUAAGGAUGCUGGUGAUCCAAGUCAUUCUUGUGCCAUGGAUUUUGACAACUUCGUUCAGAUAAUUGGUGAACCAGAGGCUGUUAAGAAAGCACUUUUUGCUGUUUCUGCAAUCAUGUACAAGUUCAGUCCCAGGGAAGAAAUCCCUCUUGAGACAACAGUGGCAGAAGCUCCUUCAGCUCAAAGUAUCAUUAUCCCAUCAGAUGUUCCUAUUUAUCCACCAGGUGGCUUAUAUCCGAAUCCAGAUCCUAUUCUUCCUUCUAGAUCAGUUCCACCUAUAUUGGGUGCUGCACAUGUGUCAGAUCUUCAAGGAUAUGGUGAUACAGGGAGUACCUGGCCCGUGUACUCAUCUGCUCUUCCCCUUGUUUCGGGGUUUUCUGGUGCCUCCCGAUCUGAAGAAUUGAUAGUCAGAGUACUAUGCCCAUUUGACAAGAUUGGGCGUGUCAUUGGAAGGGCAGGGAGUACUAUCAAAAGUAUAAGGCAGGCAAGUGGUGCUCGUAUCGACGUUGAUGAUACAAAGGCUGAUCGCGAUGACUGUAUUAUAACUGUAAUAGCUACAGAGUCACCUGAUGAUUUAAAAUCCAUGGCUGUUGAAGCUGUUCUAUUGCUGCAAGGGAAGAUUAAUGAUGAAGAUUACGAAACUGUAAUUAUGAGGCUCCUCGUUCCAUCUAAAGUUAUUGGUUGUAUUAUUGGAAAAGGUGGUUCUAUUAUAAAUGAAAUUCGGAAGAGAACUAAAGCUGAUGUACGUAUAUCAAAAAAGGAUAAGCCGAAGUGUGCUGAUGCCAAUGAUGAGCUUGUUGAGGUUGCUGGAGAAGUUAGUAGUGUUAGAGAUGCACUUAUACAGAUUGUUCUAAGGCUCCGAGAUGAUGUUUUGAAAGAAAAAGACGGUGGUCAUAACCCUUCUGUAGGUGCUGAUGCUCUCUACUCGGGUGGUGCAAGUCUUUCAGUAUCAUCUCUCUUGUCUUCUGUUCCUCCAGUUGCUACUUUGGCUUUUGAUCAAAGGGCCGAAAGUGGAAGUGACCUUGGUGUUCUUUCUUCAAGCAGCCUCUAUGGAUAUGGAACCCUGCCAAUGGGGGAAAACGGCUAUGGGUCCAUGUCCUCAUAUUCAUCAAAGCUCUAUGGAGGCUUGCCUGCAUCUUCAACUCUUGAAAUAUUGAUCCCUGCAAAUGCAGUUGGUAAAGUGAUGGGCAAAGGAGGGCUCAAUUUAGCCAACAUAAGAAAGUUAUCCGGGGCAAUGAUUGAAAUUUCUGAAUCCAAAUCCUCUCGAGGGGAACGUGUGGCUCUUAUAACUGGCACUCCACAGCAGAAGCGUGAAGCUGAAAACUUGAUCCAAGCAUUUAUAAUGGCUACUUGAAUCUUAAAGAUCUUGGUAGUUGAAGGUGAAUGGUUUAGAAUCUUGGAAUUUUCUUCCUCAGAUGUUUCCUCAGUCAUUCCCUUAGUUUUGCUUUUUGGAGAUGACUUCCUAUUCUAGUUUUCUUCAACCAAACUCCCUGUAUUUCGUCCAUAAGAAUGCCUUUCAAGAUCUUUCCGGAAGACUUGCUGCUGGUUUAGCAUUCAUGGGAGUUAGGCUCCCUCCUCAUUGCUUAAACUAUUAUUCUCCAUCUGUGAUAUCUUAGCAACUUCUUAGGAUCUUUCAUUCCUUGGGAACUGUUACAUCAGAUCUUUUCUUAGUAUGGCGUCCUUAUUUCCAUUACUUUUAUACUCUGCGUUUAAUGUUUACUCCUAGAAAUAACAAAUUCAUAGUAUGUUUGUUUA
This is a messenger RNA of Gossypium raimondii (Peruvian cotton), 2469 nucleotides long. RefSeq names its product KH domain-containing protein At4g18375. Gene Ontology annotation, molecular function: mRNA binding. Bases 182 to 2068 code for a protein of 628 amino acids. NCBI's taxonomy places the organism in Eukaryota, Viridiplantae, Streptophyta, Magnoliopsida, Malvales, Malvaceae. The record is from RefSeq and is a predicted model, not a curated record. The transcript has 8 exons. Gene Ontology annotation, cellular component: cytoplasm; nucleus. Gene Ontology annotation, biological process: regulation of gene expression.